AUGAAUGUAUUUUUGACAGUAGAGUUAAUUUCUGAUGAAAAACAUGAUGAGCAAUUAUUAGGUCAAAAUAAUCGCUUUGAUAUACAUCAGAUCAACAGCUCAAUUCAAAUACCGGGUCUUCGCAAUGUUUUUGUGCAUCCAUUCAAUGCCACUCACAGUUUCGAGCAAAUAUCACCUGUUGAUAGCAAGAAGCGUCAAUGUGCUAUUUGCUUAAAACAGUUCAAAUAUCCAUGUCCUUGA
Messenger RNA from Thelazia callipaeda (thelaziosis nematode), 240 nucleotides. The record is from the annotation of a GenBank genome assembly. Lineage: Eukaryota; Metazoa; Nematoda; Chromadorea; Rhabditida; Thelaziidae.